AUGGCUCCACCUACUAUCCGCGGUACGGCUGAUGUCGACCGCAUCGAAGCCCCAGUCACCUUCAAGGCCUAUCUGAUGUGUGCCUUUGCCUCGUUCGGCGGUAUUUACUUUGGUUAUGAUGUCGGUUGGAUCAGCGGUGUCAUGGGUAUGAAGUAUGCCAUCCACACUUUUACUGGUCUUCCUUACGACACUCCCAAGGACGAUUUUGUGGUUGGGUCUAGUGACAAGGCCCUCGUCACAUUUAUCCUGUCCGCUGGAACCUUCUUCGGUGCUCUCAUUGCUGGCGAUCUUGCCGACUUCUUCGGUCGUCGCACUACGAUCAUGCUUGGCUGCGUGGUUUUCUCCAUCGGCGUCAUCAUGGAAAUCAUCUCAACUACUAUCAGUCUCAUGGCCGCUGGCCGCUUCAUUGCCGGACUUGGGGUUGGCUUCGAAUCUGCCGUUGUAAUUCUUUACAUGUCUGAAAUCUGUCCUCGAAAGGUCCGUGGCGCCUUGAUUGCUUGUUACCAAUUCUGUAUCACGAUUGGUAUCUUGCUUGCUUCGGUUGUCGUCUAUGCCACCCAGGAUCGCAUGGACAGUGGAUCGUACCGUAUCCCCGUGGCUGUCCAGCUCGCUUGGGCGCUAAUCCUCGGUGUGGGUAUCGCUUUCCUGCCAGAGUCGCCGCGUUACUUUGUCAAGAAGGGGCAGCACGAAAAGGCUGCUGCCGCUCUUGCUUCUGUGCGUGGCCAGCCUGUUGACUCACAGUUCGUCACACAAGAAUUGGCUGAAAUCAUUGCCAAUCACGAGUACGAGCUCUCUGUCAUUCCUCAGGGCAGCUAUUUCUCGUCGUGGGCCAACUGCUUCAAAGGUUCGCUGUGGAAGGCCAACAGCAACUUGCGCCGUACUAUCCUCGGCACGUCUCUUCAGAUGAUGCAGCAGUGGACUGGUGUCAACUUUAUCUUCUUCUUUGGCACUACUUUCUUCCAGCAGCUCGGCACCAUCUCCAACCCCUUCCUGAUCGGACUCAUCACCACCCUCGUCAAUGUUCUGUCUACACCCAUCUCUUUCUGGACCAUUGAAAGAUUCGGCAGACGCCCUCUUCUCAUCUGGGGUGCUCUUGGUAUGCUCACCUGCCAGUUCCUCACCGCUAUUCUGGGUACUGCCAUCUCCACCGAGAACCAAGCAGCCACCAAGGCCCAGAUAGCUUUCAUCUGCUUGGCUAUCUCCUUCUUCGCAUCGACAUGGGGACCUGGAGCUUGGGUCCUCAUCGGCGAGAUCUUCCCUUUGCCUAUUCGCUCUCGCGGCGUAGGUCUCUCUACUGCAAGCAAUUGGCUCUGGAACACGAUUAUUGCUGUCAUAACUCCAUUUAUGGUCGGCAAAGACAAGGGCAAUCUUGGUCCCAAGGUGUUCUUCGUUUGGGGUACUUUGUGCACUUGUGCUUGCAUUUAUGCGUAUUUCCUCGUGCCUGAAACCAAGGGGUUGUCGCUUGAGCAGGUUGACAAGAUGCUGGAAGAGGUUACCCCUCGUAACUCUGCUGGUUGGAAGCCUACCACUACUUUUGCGAAUGAGAUGGGCAUGACCAAGGAGGCUGGUGUCACUAUUGAAGAGGUUCACAUUGAUGUCGAGAAGAAAGCUGGGUCUCAGUGA
Molecule: messenger RNA, 1623 nt
Organism: Aureobasidium melanogenum CBS 110374
Lineage: Eukaryota; Fungi; Ascomycota; Dothideomycetes; Dothideales; Saccotheciaceae
Product: sugar transporter family protein
Exons: 4
Coding region: 1-1623 (540 amino acids)
Biological process (GO): transmembrane transport; carbohydrate transport
Cellular component (GO): membrane
Molecular function (GO): carbohydrate:proton symporter activity
Source: RefSeq, a predicted model, not a curated record